Molecule: messenger RNA, 4420 nt
Organism: Gymnogyps californianus (California condor)
Lineage: Eukaryota; Metazoa; Chordata; Aves; Accipitriformes; Cathartidae
Gene: ABHD18
Product: abhydrolase domain containing 18
Exons: 15
Coding region: 233-1669 (478 amino acids)
Source: RefSeq, a predicted model, not a curated record
GAGUAGGAACUAACACAUUCUACAGUGUUAAAAUAGAAGGUCCCCACUUUGACUUUCUGGUGAUUUCAGGUGUACACAGAUCCCGGAUUUUUUUUUUUAAUUGAAUAACCUGUAUCCUGCUGACCGAGAAACCAGAUUUGAGUUCUCUUUUUUUUUUUCCUUCCUUCCUUCCUUCCUCAUUGGAAGAGCACAGUAGUGGCUCCCUGUUCACUUCAAUGUCAGUUUGCUGCUAAUGGGUGUAAGUAAAUUAGACGUCUUGUACAGAAAGCUUCUCCUCACUAAACUUUUCAUCAGAGGAUGGGGAAAGCCAGAGGAUCUGAAAAGAAUAUUUGAAUUCAGAAAGAUUAUUGGAAACAGGGAAAAAUGCCAGACGCUCGUUUCGAGAGAUUACCCAGUGUUCAUUGACAAGGUUGAGGAGCAAUCUGACUGUAAAAUCCUUGAGGGGCACUUCAUUUCCCCGUUGGCUCAUUAUGUCCCAGGUAUCCUGCCAGUUGAAUCUCUUGUAGCAAGGAUGCUGGAAAUGAAGGAUACUAUAGUGUUUGUUUCUCAUAGAUUUCAGUUCAUCAUACCCAGAAGAUGGAAUAGCAAGCACAGACCUGUGUGCAUUCAUUUAGCAGGCACUGGAGAUCAUCACUUCUGGAGGAGACGCACAUUAAUGGCACGCCCAAUGAUUAAAGAAGCCUGUAUGGCUUCCCUAUUGCUAGAAAAUCCUUAUUAUGGCUGUAGAAAACCUAAGGAUCAAUUACGGUCAUGUUUAAAAAAUGUCUCGGACCUGUUUGUGAUGGGAGGAGCUCUUGUUCUAGAAUCGGCAGCUCUUUUGCACUGGCUAGAGAGAGAAGGCUAUGGACCGCUAGGGAUGACUGGAAUAUCCAUGGGAGGACAUAUGGCUUCACUGGCAGUGACAAACUGGCCUAAACCACUGCCGUUGAUUCCGUGUCUUUCCUGGUCAACAGCUUCUGCAGUCUUUACUACGGGUGUGUUGAGCAAGGCAGUGAACUGGAGAGAGCUAGAGAAACAGUAUUUUACACAAACUGUUUAUGAAGAAGAAAUCAUUCAAAUGCUUGAAUACUGUGGUACGGAUUCUUUCAAGAUGGGACAAGACUUUGUUAAAAACUUCCCUGACAGUGUGGACAGUCUGGAGGAUGUGGAUGUGACUUCCAGAAUGUUCAACCUUGAUUCCUCAAACAAGACUGUGUCUAAAGAAGCUGUUCACAGCUUUACCACAAAUAAAAGUACUCUAAGUGCCUCAUCAGAAAGACUCUUAAUACACGAUGCUCCUAAAAUGCAGUGCAUAAAUCAAACAUUUUCAACCAGUAGCAAUAGCAAUAAAAACUUAACCAGCCAACAAGGACACAGGAUAAAUAAAAGAAGGAAGAGUGACACUUUACAGAGAGAAUCCUUAAGGUUCAUGAAAGGAGUAAUGGAUGAAUGUACCCAUGUAGCUAACUUCUCAGUUCCAGUUGACCCAAGUUUAAUCAUAGUUGUACAAGCUAAGGAGGAUGCAUAUAUUCCUCGAACUGGGGUGCGCAGUCUUCAAGAAAUCUGGCCCGGAUGUGAAAUUAGGUAUCUGGAUGGAGGUCAUGUCAGUGCCUACCUCUUCAAACAAGGACUCUUUAGACAAGCGAUUUAUGAUGCAUUUGACCGCUUUCUUCAGAAAUAUGCAGUUUAAAAAUCUUCAUAAUAUAUUCAAACGGAUCUCAUUUGUACUUCCACUUACUGGAACUCAUAUUUGGAAAACAAGCCUCUUGCAACGUUGAAUAGAUGGUCCCUGGCUUUGACUGUUGUAGGUAACAAUUAUCAAAAAUGGUAAAGUACCAGCAUUACUUUCAUUUCCACCAAAUGCCACUUGCUUCAGCUUUACCUGUGAAAAAACAAUGGCAGCAUUUGUAAGUGCAUGAACGGUUCAUGUACUUCAUGUUUAAUCACAUUGUGUAUUCCUUUAAUUCUAAAUAAAUUCUGAAUUGUGUAUCAGUUGAAAACAGACCAAUCUAAGUAUUGAAAGAAUUUAAAAUUUGCUGUAGGGCUAAGAUGCCCUCUUGCGUUUAGUGUGUUUCUGGUUUGUUCCAGGUACCUUGGUACCAGGAACUCUUUGUUCCAGGUACUCUUGCUUCCUCGUCCCCUUGCUAUUCCUGUUGUGUUGUACUAUGGCUUUGCCAGCACUCGGCCUCUUGUGUUUGUCACUGAUUUUCUCUAUUAUGAAUUGAAAAUGAGCUACAAUAGAAGGGGCAGCAUCAAAUCUUGCAAAAAGAGACUUUCAAAAUUCAAUGAAGGGUGAGAGACAUUUUCAUUCAAUGUGUCCAUGAGAUUUUUCUGCUACUGAAUUAAACUGUGCCAUUCCAGAAGAAUCAUGUAGCAAUUCAUUGAUCAGUUUCACAAAGCUGGAAUAAGUGAAAAUGGAGUGUCUAGUAAUUAAUUGUUUACAUGCAUUCAGUUGGAAACAUAAACUUUUUCUUGUAGGUUUUUUUUUUUUUAGAAUGCUAGAGGAAAUAGAAGUGUAAUCUUUUUUCUUUAGAAGCAGUGGCACAAAGUCUGAUUCUAAGCAGUUAAAUCAACAGCAGAUUUUAUGGUGCUAUAACGACCUGUUGGAAAUAUUUCAACAGAGGUCCUUUUUAAAGUGCACUCAGCGCUGAUAUGCAAAAUACAGUUUCACUGUAUAGUAUUAAAAAUGCAUGUGAGACUAAGGGUUAUCAAAACGGUUAAGGUAGCUCCUUAUUUUUCAACACUGUUUUUCUAAUUGGAUAGAGAAUAAAAAAAUUAGGAUUAUGAAUGCAUUUAAGAAAAUCCAAAGUCUGUUGUUUCCUCCUUUGGUAUCAAAAAUGCCAACAAAUUACAGUAGAAUAAAAGGUUGUCAUGCAUCAGCUGUAUAUGGUAUCUGUCCACAUCUUACUUUGUGGUGAUCUCCUGUAACAUUCUUUUAAAGCUAGUUUGCAGAGAAGUUGAAAACUGAAACAAUUCAAUAUUAAUUUUAGUACAGUAAUGACCAGAGUUACACAGAAACAAACAGAAAAAUCCAGCCAUUUCUCAGGAUAUGUGACUUCUACACCUUUCAAAUCAAGAACUUCAUUGCUCUCCGUGGUUAGCGUAAUGGUUUUUAAUAGGCAGAGUAUGAAGCAAACAAAGCUCAGUUUAUAUAAAUAUAUUCUUUUCAAUUUUAGUCUGGCAGACAGGACUAGUAACUGGGAAGAAGUCAUAGUUCACUUGAAAAUCAGAUAAGUUCAGGUAAAACUGAAGUGCAACAAUUUGUAAUAACCCGAAUUAUUUAACAUAGAAAUUUACUGAAAAUGCAACAGAAGUUAUAUUCUGUUGGAAGAUAAAUUGCUUGUUUCAAGUGGUUUUUCACCAUUUCUUUAGACAGUGUUGGUUUUAUAUAUAUAGGGAGCAAACGUGAAGUGACUCGCGCAUUUAAAUAUAGUAAAACACUGAAUGUUGGAGGGUUUGAAAUCAAAUAUAAGUAAGCUUACAAAUAUAAAAUUGAAGGCUUGAAUACUAUACUAAAAGAUUUAUGGGGUUUCCAUUUUGCAAGCUCAUUCAUCAGCUAAGAGUGUUUUACAAGACCAUUGUCGGCUGUUCACCAACUUUUUUAGGUCUCAGAUUUUAAACGUAUUUGUGUGCUUUAUGUCCUGUUUCUGUUGCAGCUAUGAGAAAGGGAGAUAACUGGGGGCAAGGGAAAGGGCUUGAGUAAAUGGAAGAGAGAAAAGACAGAUUUUGUAAGGCGGAGAGUAAGCACAAAAAAACCCAACUUCUCUACGCUACGAAGUAUAACGUGCCAAAGUAAAUAUUUUCAAAGUGCACAAUACUAGGAAUUACACAACUGAUGGGAACUUGACAUCCUGAGGUUAGUGUUCUGAUGAUAUUACUAACAAGGUUUAACUUGCCAAAAGGGCAUACUAUUCACAGAAGCAGAUUUAUGCUAACGUAACUCCUGUUUGUGAGAGUGUCUUUUGGGAUAAGUAGUGAAAGACUGGUCUCUGACAAGAAUGAGAAAUCACACUUUGCUAUGUAACUAAAGUAAUGUUGCCAAAUAUGAAAGCCCAGUAAGAAGCAUUUCAGGAAUUUCUCAGGUUAGAAUAACAAAAAGGAAAAAUGAGCUCUGUGGUCUAUUUCUGCCAGUUGCCAGACACAGGAAGCUAUUAGCUUUUCUGUGAAGGGGGGAAUCUUGCUGUGUCAAUGUUUUUAACCUUUGGAAAAUUGACUUUUUAAACCAGAUUUUAAGGUUAAAUCCUAAGAAAGCAUUAUUAAUAAUCCAUUUUGAUGUUAAAUGAGAAUGUGAUUUUAAUCCCGCAAUUGCAUGAGAAAAAUACUGGAAUAAGGUUCCUGCAGUAAAUCCAAAUAGCAGGUAAGCCAUUCUGUAUGUCUUAAAUUUAUUGUAAAACUGGCCUUGAUCAUUUUUGGAUUUUAAUGUUUUUCAAUAAAAAUUGUA